ACUCUACUCCUUCUUGACUUCUUUCUCGUGAAAUCUUUUUCUUUUCUUCUUCAUAUCUAGGUCAGUGACAAAUAUCGUGAAACGAAAACAAUUAACGUUCGACAACCGGCAAUUGUUCUAAUGCAUCCAGAAGAUACUGGUUCAUUACUCAGAGAGCCAGUGACAGCUGAGCAAAGACAAACAAAUGCCUAUUGGCGUAAACGUGCAUUUAUUUAUGUCAUGGGUCCUGAUGAAUAUUUUCACAAACGACAACGAACAGAUCAAGAUAAUCAGCCACCUUCGAAUCCGAGUAGUGGUCAUGAUAGUACAACAGAUUCAUCGAUGACAAGCAAUGAAGAACGUACAGGUGGUCAAGAUGACAUUGAUGAUAGGAUCAAACGCGUCAAAGAACAUAAUACCAAAAAAUAA
Messenger RNA from Adineta ricciae, 408 nucleotides. The record is from the annotation of a GenBank genome assembly. NCBI's taxonomy places the organism in Eukaryota, Metazoa, Rotifera, Eurotatoria, Adinetida, Adinetidae.